CGAGACUAGCAGCGGGGCGUGUCGUAUUACCGAUCCUGCCUUGCUGUCAAAACCGCCGGGGGUAACGUGGCUACCAGUGCCAUGGCGAUGGUGCCUUGCUUCACGAAAUAUGGUGUAAAAUUAACCAAGUAAUUGCCACUCGUCCAUUACAAGACUUCGUUCGUAUUUCACGCUCAACUAUUCUGGUGGCGCGCCAUCAUGAGGAACUACAUUUUCUUUCUGACUAUAGUGGCGGCUUUCACCCAGCAUGAAGUGCAAUCAGCCAAGCGGAUGAGUGCCCGCGACAAACUGACACGGGUGUCAACAGCUCCGCUGGGCUACCUGACUAGACAGCCUCCUGAAAUGACGGAGACCCACAGAGCUAAGCGAUCUGCUGAAGGCGCUUCAAUACGUCCUGAAGAAUACGCAGAAGAGAUUCUUGGACUAAAGGGCGCGGAGAGGUUUGAAACUGUUAAAGAAGUUGUCACCGUCCACGGCGUCACUUUGAGGAAGAUGAAAGAACGGUACCGGGACAGGGACGUGUUCGACACCAUCGUAACGGUCAAAGUGGACGAUGACAACGAAACUCUUGUUGAUGCUAGUGGUUCUAUUGUUGAAGAUAUUGAAACCGAAUUAAAGGACUUUGAUCACGAGCUGUCCGACGAGAAGUUGUAUGAUAUACUUAUCAUCCAUAACAAUGAUGAAAAUAUCACAGAAAGUAUAGGAAAUCGUAAGAUUGUGUACGAUGUACAUUUAGAUGACAACGGUACGGCCAUUCCAAUUGCAAUUGUGGAAUAUCUCAUUGAAACGGAGGAAGUGGUGAAGCGACCAAUGGCAAUCAUAAACACAAGAACUGGAGAAGUGAUAAAAGCAUGGAACAAUCUCCAGACGUGUUUCCCCAACGAACGCCACAAGCUCUACGGGGGUAAUGAAAAGAUUGGUAAACGGGAGUAUGGAAUAAUACCUCAGUGUUUGGAAGUGCGAAAGGAAGGGAAUACUUGCUACUUGGAGAAUGACCUUGUGAGAGUUGUUGAUAUGCAGCACACAGAGCUGGAGAACAUCACUGAGACUGCAAGCUUCGACUGUGAUCAGACCUACAAUGACUCCAUCAACGGAGCAUACUCCCCAGCCCUAGACGCUUUGUACUUUGGGACACAGAUACAGAAGAUGUUCCUUGAAUGGUUUGGUCAUAAGCUUGUUGAUGACCUGGUCAUGAGAGUGCAUUUCUCCAAGAAUCACGUGAAUGCUUUCUGGAAUGGCAAGAAUGUGACGUUCGGAGAUGGUCGUAGAAGAAUGGUCUAUCCUUUUGUUGCCCUUGAUAUUGCAGCACACGAAAUCGCUCAUGGUUUCAGCGAGCAUAACGCGGGGCUGCUGUAUGUGAGCCAGACGGGAGGGAUAAAUGAAGCCUUCUCGGACAUGGCAGGUGAAAUGGCAGAGUUGUACCUUGACAUGGUAGAUUGGAGAGUUGGUUACGCCAUCAUGUGGCCUGAAAGAUCCAUGCGCUAUCUGGAUGAUCCACCAAAGAACGGAAGAUCCAUCAAGCACAUGAAGAAGUACAAAGAAGGCAUUGAUCCUCAUGGGUGCAGUGGGAUCUACAACCGCGUGUUUUAUCUCCUGUGUCAAGAAUACAGUGAUGAUCCCAGAGACGUCUUCAGAGUCUUCCUCCUUGCCAAUAAGAUGUACUGGCAUCCUCUUAGCAACUUCUCAGACGGAGCGUGUGAUAUUAUGAAAGCAGUUUAUGACCUUGGUCAGACGCCAGAGCACUAUAUCAAGUCCUUCGACGACGUUGGCAUUGAGGCAUGCGACAUUAAAGACCACAUUCUCCAUCUCAGGCACAAUAAAACCCGAAAUGGGGUCACCGUUUCCAGAUCAAUUAACCCAGUGUUUGCCAUCGAGGUUCCCGAGUGGGCUAGUUCCUUCUAUAUCCAAACAACAAGCGGAGGUGGCAAGGAUAUAUUAAUUGAAAUAAUCACUGAAUCUUGGAACAGACAGACUAGAAACACUGUGCCUGUUGCUGAUGAAAACAACUACCUGGAGUACAAUGUAACCAAUCUGGAUUCCAGGUACUUCUUUAUCCGGUUCUCGACAAAAAGUCGCAUAGCUAUCAAGGAUGUAUCCGUGAGGGCAGGCUACUUCUGCUUGGACUACUACACUCAUCGAAACUUCUUGUACAGGGCGUUCUAUGCACUGGAGUGUUGGGGCAUUGACCUUUGGGCAGGAUGAGUCAAUCGUAGAAGGAAACAUAGACGAGGAUUGUACUUAAAUACGACUUCUGUUAGCACACUGAAACACUUGCUAACAGACAAUAUAUAUACUAUGCAUUAAACUUGACAUUUAAAUACCAGAAAGCUAUAUGGAUGGAUGAUAACGUGAGUAAUAUGGUAAUAGAUGAACACCACUCUGUGACCAAAAGGGUGUUACGAGUGAUCCUGAAAGUGUUCAUAGUCUGUAUUGACUUACCGAGAGGAAAGGUCGUCUGAUUUGGUUUGUUGCUUAACAGUUUUAACAUAGAUUUUAAAAGUACGAAACCUCGUUAAUCCGGACAGAUCCGGAUUGACAAGUUUCCGGAUUAUAGAAUCAUGGGUACGGGGUAUGUUUCCUUUGUAAACAUCUUAAACAGUGUCAGAUGAGGCGGUCUCAUACAUUGUAAUGAUUUUUUGUCUCCAUUAACUGUUUCUUUAUUGAGUCUUAAGAACAUUUUGGAAGUUUAAUGUACUCCCACAUUUCCGCAUAUACUGAAUGGCGAUAACAAAACGUCCCCAAACUGUAGAUAUGGGUCAUUAUUCAUAUGUUCGUUACAUUUUCUUAGAUCAUGUCUCUAAUGAAUAUUUGGAAAAUCACAAAACGAAAAUUUGUUUAUUGUAAUAGUUAUUUUAUUCAGUGUGAUAUGCUUGUGUGUUGUUUCUCAAUUUAACUAAACGUCAUACAUUUGCAUUUAAUGGAUCUGAGAAAGAUGGAAUAUUAUGUUAACCCCAAAUGGACUUCAACAGGGCGGUGAACACUGUCUUGUGUCAAUUUGAAUGACAAAAAUGGAAUAUCCUGUUGAAAGGUUCACCUUGUAGGACAUACAUUUAAUUCAAUAUUUUCGUAUGGUAUCUAUUCACCAACUAACGCUGUUUCAUCUAUUAAUAUGUCAAAGGCUGAUAUACGAGUACAACAGUUGAGCAUUUAGCUUUUCCUUUUUCAAUUUGUGUUAGAAGAUUGUAUAUAGAUGGAUUGAUAGAUUGGUAGAAAAUUGUGUUCUCAUUUGAAUAUUUGAUUUUGUGAAGUAUGUUAUCGUGACUGUUCACUACUGUUUAAGGAAAAUAAACACAAGUAAAUAUUU
Molecule: messenger RNA, 3304 nt
Organism: Haliotis rufescens (red abalone)
Lineage: Eukaryota; Metazoa; Mollusca; Gastropoda; Lepetellida; Haliotidae
Product: elastase-like
Exons: 2
Coding region: 199-2202 (667 amino acids)
Biological process (GO): proteolysis
Molecular function (GO): metalloendopeptidase activity
Source: RefSeq, a predicted model, not a curated record